Myotis daubentonii (Daubenton's bat) is the source of this 2463-nucleotide messenger RNA. It is a transcript of the gene IGLON5, whose product is annotated as IgLON family member 5. Lineage: Eukaryota; Metazoa; Chordata; Mammalia; Chiroptera; Vespertilionidae. The record is from RefSeq and is a predicted model, not a curated record.
CCCCCCUCUCCCCUCCCCCUCCGCGCCGCCGCUGCCGCGAUGCCCCCCCCUGCGCCCGGGGCCCGGCUCCGGCUCCUCGCCGCCGCCGCCCUGGCCGGCCUGGCCGUCAUCAGCCGAGGGCUGCUGUCCCAGAGCCUGGAGUUCAGCUCUCCCGCCGACAACUACACAGUGUGCGAAGGCGACAAUGCCACCCUCAGCUGCUUCAUCGACGAGCACGUGACCCGCGUGGCCUGGCUGAACCGCUCCAACAUCCUGUACGCGGGCAACGACCGCUGGACCAGCGACCCGCGGGUGCGGCUGCUCAUCAACACGCCCGAGGAGUUCUCCAUCCUCAUCACCCAGGUGGGGCUGGGCGACGAGGGCCUCUACACCUGCUCCUUCCAGACCCGCCACCAGCCCUACACCACUCAGGUCUACCUCAUCGUGCACGUCCCUGCCCGCAUCGUGAACAUCUCCUCGCCUGUGACGGUGAAUGAGGGGGGCAACGUGAACCUGCUUUGCCUGGCUGUGGGGCGGCCGGAGCCUACAGUCACCUGGAGGCAACUUCGAGACGGCUUCACCUCAGAGGGCGAGAUCCUAGAGAUUUCCGACAUCCAGCGGGGCCAGGCCGGGGAGUACGAGUGCGUGACUCACAACGGGGUCAACUCGGCGCCUGACAGCCGCCGCGUGCUGGUCACCGUCAACUAUCCUCCCACCAUCACGGACGUGACCAGCGCCCGCACGGCCCCGGGCCGGGCCGCCCUCCUGCGCUGCGAGGCCAUGGCGGUGCCCCCGGCUGACUUCCAGUGGUUCAAGGACGACAGGCUGCUGAGCAGCGGCGCGGCCGAGGGCCUGAAGGUGCAGACGGAGCGCACCCGCUCGAUGCUACUCUUCGCCAACGUGAGCGCCCGGCACUACGGCAACUACACGUGUCGCGCCGCCAACCGGCUCGGAGCGUCCAGCGCCUCCAUGCGGCUCCUGCGCCCAGGCUCCGUGGAGAACUCAGCCCCAAGGCCCCCCGGGCCCCUGGCCCUCCUCUCUGCCCUGGGCUGGCUGUGGUGGAGGAUGUAGGAAGAACACAGUGCAGCUCGCCUCCCCCUGCGGGGACCCGAGGCCGAGAGCGAGAGAGAACGGGGGAGCAAGCGGCGUGGGUCUCGAAGGGGCGGAAGAGCUCUCGGCGACCGAGGAAGAAGAAAGGAGGAGGAGGAGGAGGGAGAAGCAAGAUCUUUAGAGAACCCAUCACUGUGAGGGAUAACGCAAAAUUAUGCAUCUUUCUACAGCCAUUCUCGCCACCGUUCACGUUUCUGAUUGUGACUCACCCCCCGCCACUCCCACCCCUCUCUUAGCUCAGGCUGGCACCCGGAUCGCAUGUGGGUAGUGGGUGUGCGCGUGUGCGUGUGCGCCUGCACGUGUGUGUGUACCGUAUGUGUGCAUGGGAGUGGGUGGGCAGGGUGGGGGAGGGGAGCUCCGACCUUCCCUCCCCGACACCCCCACGUCCACUCUGCCCCAACCCUGCUGCCUCUCCCCCAGGGCUGGAGGUAGGUAUGGGGGCUUCGUGGCAGAAGCUGUGAGGGGAGCUUGUCCCAGCCCCUGCUUUCCCAGUGUAUGCACGCACACCCCCCUCCCCUCCUCCCCGUGGAAGAGGUGUCCCCUGGGCGGGUUGGCGGCGGGGAGAGGUGUCAGGCUGUCGUUCAGCCUCUGUGAGCAGGUGGGGGGUCUCCAUCUGGGCUCCGGGUCCCCCUGCUGUCAACCCCCAACUGCCUGCAGCCCAGGCUCCAUCGCUGGCUCGGCGGCCUGAGACCUCCCACCUUCCCCGUCCCUGGACUUUCUCGGCCCCUCCUGGGCCAACCGGUGCUUCCAUCCAACUGUCAGGCUGGUGUCUGGCCACCUGUCUGUCUCAGCGCUUUGCCCGCCCCCACCCCUCGCCCCUUGGCCACCUGCAGUGCCAACCAGCUGCCCUCCGCGACCCUGCAGCCGCCCACACCCAUGGGUCUGCUGGUCUCCUCCUCCCUGGCUGCCUCUCCACCAACUGCACCUCCCAAAGGCUGACCUGACCGCGCACGCGCGUGUACACACACACACACACACACACACACACACACACACACACACACCAGCGAUGGACCAGCAAUAGCCCCCUGGCUCCAGCUGAAGCCAGUGACCAGCUGUGGUUCCCCUGAGGGUGGGCACCCGUUGUCAGGAGGCAGCGCUGAGGGGCUGUAGCCUCUGGUUGUAGGAACACCCCACCCCGACAUCCGGAGCCCGGACCAAGAUGGAGUCGCCAGCUCCGACUCCCAGGAGACCCUCUGCAAACACCCACCCUGAGCCACACCACCCAGCGUUUGGGGGGGUUGGGGGUCGAGGACAGAGCAGGGGCAGGGGGGCAAGGGCAGUGACUGUACCUCAGACAGGGGCGUGGGCCCCAUCCCACAUUGUCUUCCAUUCCCAGGGUCCGAGGGGAUGGGGAUGGGAGGGGGAGGGAGG